UACAGUACUAUGUAGUAACUAGUAAACAAACGAAAUCUUACUAUUUUUAAUAAAUUCUGCAGCAACAUUGCAUGUUGCAAACAACUUGCUGCAAUAGCAAUAUUUGUUUAUCUUCUCCAAGGUGAUUCCACGUUUCCGCUGCUCAUUGGAACGCUAGAUGUUCGCCGUUUUUUGAUUGUUGGUGUUGUUGCAUUUUUUGUUAAUCUUGAGUCUGCGUGGACACUAGACACCGUACACGUAUCUUGUUUUUACUUGUCACUUGACGUCAUCUUUGUUUGUAUCCCUGGACGCCUUUGGUUUUGAGAACAAAAGAGCAGUCAAUAUGUCUGAUCAACCCAACGCGAAGAACAAUAAAUCCGACGUUUCUCUUCCUGCUCAGGAAGAAGUGCAUCUGUCGGACUUACCAUACGAUGCACUGACAGCACUGAGUUUGCAUCUGGAGCCUACAGAUAUUUUGCAUGGACUCUACGAAACUAACCGCCAGCUGCAUGAAACCUUUAAAUCGGAGCAGUACUGGCAGCAGAGGAUAAAAAUUCAGUUUCCUGCUGUUUAUGGCAGGCUUUCGGCGCGGCAUAGUUCUUCGUCCUCGGGAGAUCCAUUGUUUUGGCGCAAGGCUGCUUAUCGCUGUGAAAGUAUUCGGGAAAAUUUCAAAUCCGACCGGAUGGUUCAGACAACCUGGGCCAGCCAUACCGUGGAUGGUUAUUACGAGCCGGAUGAAGGGGACGAUGAGGAGCUGUCCGGAUUGAUUGAUAUCAGCUGCAUUGCAUUCUGUGAUCAUGGUAUAGUAUUUCAAAGGCUUCUUCUCAAUGGAGCAAUUAUGCUGGUCGGCUUCGGGAUAUGCAGUGCCAGUUUUGCAGGCAAUGUUCUUGUUGUGGGCGAUUCUGACCGCUACGAGGUUUUAUACUGGAACACCCGGGGACAAAGUAGACCACCUUAUAGCGGUGCGCCUGAUAAGUUACGACAUAUACACGAGAGUGUAAUCUGCACACUGAAAGGGCUGGACAACCGGGUCGCAAGCGGAUCGUAUGAUGGCACUGUUGCCAUCAGUGAUUUCAAUGCGCUGGACGCCGAACCCGUGCGAUUAAAAUCCAAGGAUAAGGUACUGAGCAUGGCUUGGUCACCUUACACACUAGUUACGGGACUGGGCAACGGUUCGUAUGAAGUAUUCGACGAGAGAGUCAGUGACCAAGCAGUCAUCAGCUCGCAGCCCAUUCUGGAUCCGGUGGAAUUAUUUGACGGCAUUGAAGUGCAUCUGGACGAUACACGUAUCCUUGCUGCUGGGUGGGAAAACGAAUCUCGCACGUUGAAAUCUGUCGAUCUGCGCUUUGGAGCUGUUCUGCACACGGCUACGAUUCCUGGUAUUGUCUUGCCUCCCCCAGCGGGUCACUGGGGUCAACGAGUACGUUACAAAGCCGCCACUCAUUUGCAAGAAGGACAGUUUUUCUUGGGAGCGGAAAGUGGCAAGGUGUUCCAUUACGAUGCUAAAUCUCUGGAACUCGUAAAGGAGUUGACCGAAGUUUUAGGACAUAGCCGGCACAUUGCCGGGUUGCAUUACACCGGAAGCCAAAUUAUAACGGUAUCCCGAGCUGGUCGCACACGCCCGGAUUUGUACUACAGAACCGUAGUGCACGAAUUCGCGGACAAUUAUCCCCUGUUAUGGGAAUUCCAAAUAUCCGCAUUUCCAGGAUCUAUUUCUGCCAUGGAUUUCUCCGAGGAUAGAUGUGCUCUUGCCGUUGCGUUAACCAACCAGGUGCAGUUAUGGAGACCCGAGGUUCGCAGUCGCCGAAACAGUUCUGAUGGUAUAAACAACCAGUCCGGCGAUGCAUAUGUCAAUGCUCCAGAUUAAAAUCCUGGUAGGGAUGUUAUUUAGUGGCAUCAUGAAUGUAUUGGCUUUUGUGCUCGGAAUUCUGUACCCGUUGUCUUUUCACUCUUCUCAACUUUUUUGGGCUUAAUUCAUUCUUGUUUGAUGCAGUAUAUUACAAUAACAUUGUUUUUUUUAAAAAGCAUCGUGGUUAUUUUAUGGGAUAUUGUUCGCUCGUGAUGGUGUCAUUGUCUGUGCACAAGGAAGCUUCCACCUUUGAUUGUCAUCUGACUUUGAACUGUUUGACUGACACUGAUACCAAUCAGGAAUAAA
Paramacrobiotus metropolitanus is the source of this 2134-nucleotide messenger RNA. RefSeq lists its product as uncharacterized. Bases 323 to 1846 code for a protein of 507 amino acids. The record is from RefSeq and is a predicted model, not a curated record. Gene Ontology annotation, molecular function: protein binding. Lineage: Eukaryota; Metazoa; Tardigrada; Eutardigrada; Parachela; Macrobiotidae. The transcript is spliced from 9 exons.